This is a messenger RNA of Penicillium riverlandense, 1761 nucleotides long. Its product is annotated as FAD-binding oxidoreductase. Gene Ontology annotation, biological process: lactate catabolic process. Gene Ontology annotation, molecular function: D-lactate dehydrogenase (cytochrome) activity; D-lactate dehydrogenase (NAD+) activity; FAD binding. Bases 1 to 1761 code for a protein of 586 amino acids. Lineage: Eukaryota; Fungi; Ascomycota; Eurotiomycetes; Eurotiales; Aspergillaceae. The record is from RefSeq and is a predicted model, not a curated record. Gene Ontology annotation, cellular component: mitochondrion. The transcript is spliced from 3 exons.
AUGGAAAAUUACACCUUCCAGCCGGUUACAAUUAGCCACAACCCUCAUGAAAAUGAGGUUGCCACAGCUAUCCUCAAGAGGUGGUAUGAUAAGGCUGAGCUUGCUGAAGCAGUAGAGUAUCUGCCUCCAGGUCUAACGCCCAAUGUGUGGGCCACUGUUCUCGACAAGUUCAAGGAUGCGAUAGGUACGGAGAAAGUUGUCCUUGGCAAAGAGCUAAGAAUGAACUAUAUGGAUCCAUUCUCAAUAAAUUCCGACGAAAAAGAAAAACGUGGCAGCGCCUGUGCCCUGCGACCCACCAAUGUCAAAGACAUUCAGGCAAUAUUGAAGAUCGCAAAUGAGUAUAAGAUCCCCCUGUGGACCGUCUCCCGCGGCAGAAAUCUUGGGUAUGGCGGACCUUCUGCACGUGUGAAGGGCUCUGUUAUUGUUGAUCUCCAGAAGAUGAACAAGAUCCUAGAAAUCAAUGAUAAAUUCGCGUAUUACACGGUUGAGCCAGGAGUGAGUUUCUUCCAGCUAUUUCAAGAGAUACAGGCACAGAAAAAGAAGAUUUGGUGUUCUGCACCUGCCUUGGGUUGGGGAAGUGUGGUAGGAAAUGCGCUGGAUCGGGUGAGUCUUUACCUUGCAACUGUGAAUUAUUUAGUUGACCAUGGACAGGGCUGGGGCUACACUCCCCACGGCGAGCACUCGAACCAUAUAUGCGGUGUCGAAGUAGUUCUAGCAGAUGGCACGCUAAUUCGAACAGGAAUGGGAGCUUUGGAAAACUCGGCCUGCUGGCCACUAUUUCGAGGCGGGUAUGGACCAACUUACGAUUCCAUGUUUAGCCAGUCGAAUUUUGGUAUUGUGACCAAAUUAACACUUUGGGCAUCUCCGGCACCCGAGGGAUAUAUGCGAUGCCAUCUGGCAGUCCCUGAAGAGGGUGAUCUGGCACCUAUGGUUGACAUCUUUCGGGAAUUGCUUUUACGGGAAAAGAUUCAAAACCACCCUGUUAUCGGCAAUAUCAUUCGCGAGAUCAACAAACGUGGUCUCCGCAGCGACUUUUGGGAAGAGUCAUGCUCGAUUCCAUACAGACGACUUAAGGAAAUUCAAGCGGAGUUAGGGCUAGGAUUCUGGGAUGCUACUUUUGCCCUCUAUGGGCCCAAGGAGAUGAUGGAGUAUAACUUCCAACAGAUUCAGGAAGCUUUCAAUCCGAUCAAGGGCCACGUUCUCAAGGGAACCGCUUAUUAUCCUAAAUCGGGUGAAAAAUAUCUCAAUGCGCUGGAUGUACCCUACGACUUGCAGACCGGUAACCCUGGUCUAGGCCCUUUACGCUCAAUUGAAUACCGUGGACUUGAUGGUGGACACAUUUCGUUCUCUCCCGUCUUGCCAUCAGACGGGAAGGCAGCACUUGACUUCUACCACACGGCACAGAAGCUCUGUAAGAAACAUGGCUUUGAUUUCUGUGCCGGGCUGCAUAUGCAUUUGCGCCACAUGACGCAUAUCAACAUGAUCCACUUUGACCGUGAGUCUCAAGAAGACAAAGACGCAGCCAAUAAUUUGUUCGUCGAUAUGGUUCUUGCUGCGAGGGAAGCCGGAUACGGUGAAUACCGUGCACACAUUGAGCAUAUGGAUCUUGUGGCUCAGCAGUAUGACUUUGGUGGUGGUACGUUAAUGAGAUUGAACGAGAGAAUCAAGGACACGUUGGAUCCCAAUGGCGUCUUGAGCCCUGGAAAGCAGGGUAUUUGGCCUCAAAAAUAUCGAAAUAAAGCGAGGAACAUCAGUGAAUAA